Balearica regulorum gibbericeps (East African grey crowned-crane) is the source of this 1335-nucleotide messenger RNA. The record is from RefSeq and is a predicted model, not a curated record. Lineage: Eukaryota; Metazoa; Chordata; Aves; Gruiformes; Gruidae.
GAUGAUGUGAGGCAGAAAGUGCACCUAAAUACCUUUGGCUUCUUCAAGGAUGGUUUCAUGAAAGUCAGUGUCAGCAACCUUUCGUUGAAGCCACCUGUGGGCUCUGAUGACAAGAGCAGCUUAUCAGUGGGGUUCAGUUUGGAUCGAACAAGGAAUGAUGGGUUCUCUACUUACCUGGAUGAAGAAGUGGAUUACUGUAUCUUGAAAAAGAAACCAGAGCCAGAUGUCUCUGUUGUGAUCUUGCUUCUGGACUUCAAAACUCAAGUUGUGAAGGUACGGUUCUCUGCAGAAGCUGCUUCUCUGUUACCCAAAAUUUCAUUCGUGUCUGAGGAAAAUGUUACUACCUUAAGUACCAAGCCGCUAAAGUCUUCCGAACAGAGCAGUGAUUCUGGUAAAGAUCCUGCAGAGACCAACCAAAAAGAUAAGAAGUCCAAACGAAGUACAACAACCUCCCAGAGCAUAGUAGAACAAGAACACCAUGUUCACAAUGACAAAGGAACUUUUUCAUUUCAGUUCUUUUUUAACAUCAGCUCUCAUAACCAAGAAGGUCUCUACAGCCUAUAUUUCCAUAAAUGUGUUGGCAGUGAUGGGCCGGCUAAUGAUCAGCAGCUAUUUAGUCUUGAUAUAGAAAUUACGGAAAAGAAUCCUGAAAGCUACCUUUCAGCGGGUGAGAUCCCACUGCCAAAACUUUACAUUUCCAUGGCUAUGUUCUUCUUCCUAUCUGGGACUGUGUGGAUCCACAUACUUCGUAAACGCAGAAAUGAUGUCUUUAAGAUUCACUGGCUAAUGGCAGCCCUCCCUUUCACAAAAUCUCUGUCCUUAGUCUUCCAUGCGAUCGACUAUCACUACAUUUCUUUUCAGGGAUUUCCUAUUGAAGGCUGGGCUGUUGUUUAUUACAUCACUCACCUACUGAAGGGUGCUCUUCUGUUCAUCACUAUUGCCCUUAUUGGCACAGGUUGGGCUUUCAUUAAACACAUCCUGUCAGAUAAAGACAAAAAAAUUUUCAUGAUUGUCAUACCACUUCAGGUAUUGGCAAACGUGGCAUAUAUUAUCAUAGAGUCAACAGAAGAGGGGACAACUGAAUACGGACUGUGGAAAGAAAUCCUCUUCCUGGUAGACUUGCUAUGUUGCGGAGCCAUCCUAUUUCCAGUGGUAUGGUCAAUAAGACAUUUACAGGAGGCUUCAGCAACAGAUGGGAAAGCUGCCAUUAACCUAGCAAAGCUGAAGCUUUUCAGACAUUACUAUGUUAUGAUUGUGUGUUACAUUUACUUCACACAGAUCAUUGCAAUUCUCAUAAAGAUUGCUGUUCCGUUCCAGUGGAAAUGGCUGUACCAG